Molecule: messenger RNA, 726 nt
Organism: Parnassius mnemosyne (clouded apollo)
Lineage: Eukaryota; Metazoa; Arthropoda; Insecta; Lepidoptera; Papilionidae
Source: the annotation of a GenBank genome assembly
AUGCUAUCGAAAGCUAAACCUAAUCAGAUCGGGCUUCUUAAAAAGCCUGAUGGUAACUUCACAAAUAGUGAAACGGAAACAUUGGAGCUACUAGCGUCAACCCAUUUCCCAGGGUCACAUAUGACUCUGGCCUCGAAAUCUUUCAGAGCCCUACGAAGGCCUUGUAAUGAGGACUGGUGUAGGGCUACGAAGAUAAUAAGACCAAACCUGGUGCAGUGGACUGUUGACUGCUUUAAACCAUAUAAGACAAGUGGGGACGAUGGAAUAAUGCCCAUCCAUCUACUGAUAGGUAUCGAUAUCCUUUUUCCUUAUCUGGUUAAAAUCUUCAGUGUAAGUUUUGUAUGGGGAUAUAUUCCAGAACUAUGGACAAUUGUCAAAGUUCUAUUCAUACCUAAGGCUGGUAGAAAGGACUACGCUUUACCAAAGUCCUUUAGACCUUUAGCCUUUCUUCCUUUCUUCUUAAGACAUUGGAAAAAUGUAAUAGAUAGAUAUAUUAGAGAUCCAGCUCUAGCUACGAAACUUAUACACUACAACCAGCAUGCCUACCGCAGAGACAAAUCUACGAAAACGGCCCUGAUCAGUGUUAUUGACAGCGUCGAAAAAGCGCUGGAGGAUAAAGAAAUAGCUGUUUGUGCCUUUCCAGACGUUGAGGGCGCCUUCGACAGUAGCCCUACAUCACUGCUGGUUGGGGGCCUGACAUCUAAAAAUGUUGACCCAAAAUGGUGA